ACUAGCAAGUGUGUUUUGCAUUUCAACUUUUUAAUGAAAAAUUAUAACGGUGUUGUCUAUUUAUAAUAAAAUAAAUAAUGCACUACUCAUAUAGUCAUAUUCAUCCUCACUACCAUCUCCAUUCCCCCCAUUUCAUUUCUUUCUCAUCUCUCUCCAAUGGCGGCCAUUUCCUUUAACAUCAGUGGCGGAAAGAUUGGAACUUUAUGUCCAAAACCUAAAUAUGGUUGUGGGUUUUUGAGUAGAUGGGAUUUUGGAGCUCAUACAGCUGUAUCUACAAAACCCAUGUCAAAAAUUUUAAGCUUGAAAGCAGUUGAAGUUUCUACCCAUGCUACAGAAAAUGCAGUUUCUGUUUCAUCUACUUCUAGAGUGAUGCGUCACACAAUUUCUGUCUUUGUCGGGGAUGAAAGUGGGAUAAUCAAUAGGAUUGCAGGUGUUAUUUCAAGAAGAGGAUACAAUAUCGAGUCUCUGGCUGUUGGUUUAAACAAGGAUAAGGCUCUUUUUACUAUAGUAGUGUGUGGGACUGACAAGGUGUUACGCCAAGUCGUGGAACAGCUUAACAAGCUUGUUAGUGUCUUGAAGGUUGAAGAUCUAUCGAGAGAGCCGCAAGUGGAACGUGAACUGAUGCUUUUAAAGCUUAAUUCUGAUGCAAAUUCCCAUGCAGAGCUAAUGUGGCUAGUGGACAUCUUCAGGGCAAAAAUUGUGGAUAUCUCAGAAAGCUUGGUCACUGUUGAGGUGACUGGAGAUCCUGGAAAGUUGGCUGCUGUCCUAAGAAAUUUUAGCAAGUUUGGAAUCAAAGAACUUGCAAGGACCGGAAAGAUUGCUCUAAGGCGAGAAAAGAUGGGUCAGACAGCUCCUUUUUGGAGAUUCUCUGCUGCUUCUUAUCCAGAUCUUGAAGAAAAGGCUGUUGAUGCUCUUGCCAGGCCUACGAAACGGAGCAUCAAUGGUGAUUCUGGCUCAUCUUCAAGUGGUGAUGUUUAUCCGGUGGAACCUUAUGAUGUCUCGAUGGUAAAUCAAGUACUUGAUGCUCACUGGGGCGUACUUUAUGACGGUGAUUCGAGUGGUCUCCGGUCACAUACUCUGUCCAUGCUGGUAAAUAAUGCUCCCGGAGUUCUUAACACUGUUACAGGAGUAAUUGCUCGUAGGGGUUAUAACAUUCAGAGUCUUGCUGUGGGCCCUGCCGAAAAGGAGGGUCUUUCUCGUAUCACAACUGUCAUUCCUGGAAAUGACGAGUCGAUUGGAAAAUUGGUUCAGCAAUUUAACAAGUUAGUAGACCUUCAUGAGAUUCAGGACCUUACGCACCAGCCAUUUUCAGAGCGAGAGCUUAUGUUGAUCAAAAUAGCUGCAAAUACUACAGCUAGGAGAGAUGUCCUUGAUAUUGCUAAUAUUUUCCGUGCAAAAGCUGUGGAUGUUUCGGAUCACACGAUAACAUUACAGCUUACGGGUGAUUUAAACAAAAUGGUUGCGCUACAAAGAUUAUUGGAGCCUUAUGGCAUUUGUGAGGUGGCACGGACAGGAAGAGUAGCACUGAGUAGAGAGUCUGGGGUCGAUUCUACAUCUUUACGUGGAUACGCUCUUCCAUUGUACGAAUAAAAAAUCUCCGGCUAUGUCUUUCCGUCAUUAUUGUGUCCAAUUUCCUUCAGCACGUCUGCGCUACAUUUACAUAGCGAUCCAUCACCCGUCAACCAGAGUGAAGGAAAACAGUAAUUCUGAUCUUUGCUUUGAACAUGCUAUUUCGUAUAAUAGGAAUAAUUUUGUAAUGGUUAUAUUUGCUCAACACCCAGUAGUAAUAUUAUUACCUCGAGUUCGAAUAUC
Molecule: messenger RNA, 1812 nt
Organism: Amaranthus tricolor (Joseph's coat)
Lineage: Eukaryota; Viridiplantae; Streptophyta; Magnoliopsida; Caryophyllales; Amaranthaceae
Product: acetolactate synthase small subunit 2, chloroplastic-like
Exons: 12
Coding region: 157-1590 (477 amino acids)
Biological process (GO): L-valine biosynthetic process
Cellular component (GO): cytosol
Molecular function (GO): acetolactate synthase activity; acetolactate synthase regulator activity
Source: RefSeq, a predicted model, not a curated record